AUGGCCUGUCUAAUUACCCUCAAUUUGCACCACUCUGUCCCCGACCUCGAGAAACCGUCACACCCCUCACACAGGUCAUGGAAGAAGAGCCUACAGAUAUUGCGAGAUAUUCGUAAUGAGGAGUGCUACUACAAAUGGGAAAUUUCUCAAAUCUACUUCUGCGUCGACGAAGAGCACCCCAACCAAGUCGUAUUCAUGUACCCCCGCCUCGACAAGAAAGAUUUCAAAACUCUUCAAGCCAGCCUGGCCUCUACAGAUACAGACACGAGCUUGCUCCUCAGAGACGCGCUCACGCCUCUCCUAAAAGAGCCACUCUCCACAACAUCAGCAAUCCAGCUCAGCGCAGCCCUCCGCCUCGCAUAUCCACAAGGUCCCAAAUGCCUCGAGUUUCUGACAGCACGCUACCCGGAGAAUGAAACACAGCGUCUCGAUAUUACUCUAGGGUUCAUCCUCACACAGUAUCUGACGGAUUUUGCGCCAUGCACAUUCGUAAAUCCCCCGUUACCGCCGGAUACGAACCCAGUCAUGUCGUUCUCAAACGCGUCUGCAGACGAUGGCAGGACACAAUUCUGGUGCAUUGAAUGGAGGAGUCUUCAGGACCGCCAUGCUCUCUUCCAAAGUUCAGGGAUGAGAACCGUACUCAAGAGCAGCUUUCCGAAGGACCGGGUUCCGAUCCCGGAAGAACUGGGUAAGUCAGAUGGGGAUCUUACGGGGGAAGAGGGUUUCCGGCCUUAUUUUCGUUCCACGGGAGCGUCUGAGGUUCGCAGUCGGUUUUUGGGGGCGAUAAUAGUAACGGACGAGUAUCUGGGUUUGAAAGAGGGUCAGAGAGAGGAUAAGAGGGGGAAGGCGGGUUGUCAAUGUAUCGUCUUAUAA
Molecule: messenger RNA, 873 nt
Organism: Penicillium daleae
Lineage: Eukaryota; Fungi; Ascomycota; Eurotiomycetes; Eurotiales; Aspergillaceae
Exons: 2
Coding region: 1-873 (290 amino acids)
Source: RefSeq, a predicted model, not a curated record